CGAGACAAGAAGAUAGACGCCAUCUAAUUCGAGUCGUCGAGUUUCCGUAGAACCCUAAACCCUAAAACGAAUCUGGAUUUCUUCUGGAUCCUUCUCUUCCUCUGCUAUUUUAAUAUCUCUCUCUACUCUCUACUCUGUCUCUAGUCUCUACCCAUUUCACAUUCCGCCCUUUCUCUUCUGAAUACUCUCCUCCGCCGCCGCCAUGUUUCGUCUAGCAGCCAAUCUCGCCACGAAAUCAAGGAUUGCCAGAAACAAUGCGCAGCAGGUUAGCUCGAGUUUAAGCUGGAGCCGCAACUACGCUGCGAAAGACAUUAGAUUUGGAGUAGAAGCGAGAGCUUUGAUGCUUAGAGGUGUUGAAGAGCUUGCCGAUGCCGUCAAAGUCACAAUGGGUCCUAAGGGACGUAAUGUUGUCAUUGAACAAAGUUAUGGUGCUCCCAAGGUGACAAAGGACGGUGUCACUGUGGCAAAGAGUAUUGAGUUUAAAGACAGGGUGAAAAAUGUGGGUGCUAGCCUUGUCAAGCAGGUUGCUAAUGCCACCAACGAUGCUGCUGGUGAUGGUACUACCUGCGCAACAGUUCUUACACGUGCAAUUUAUUCAGAAGGCUGCAAGUCAGUUGCAGCUGGAAUGAAUGCCAUGGAUCUUAGACGUGGGAUCACCAUGGCUGUUGAUUCAGUUGUCACGAACUUGAAGAGCAGAGCUAGGAUGAUCAGUACAUCUGAAGAAAUAGCACAGGUUGGGACAAUAUCAGCAAAUGGAGAAAGGGAGAUUGGUGAACUUAUUGCCAAGGCUAUGGAGAAAGUUGGCAAAGAAGGUGUCAUCACCAUUUCUGAUGGCAAAACACUUUACAAUGAAUUGGAAGUGGUUGAGGGAAUGAAGUUGGAUAGAGGCUAUAUAUCACCUUACUUCAUCACCAACACAAAGAAUCAAAAAUGUGAAUUAGAUGACCCUUUGAUUUUAAUACAUGAGAAAAAAAUCUCCAGCUUAAACGCCAUAGUCAAAGUUCUAGAAUUGGCUUUGAAGAAUCAAAGAUCACUGCUGAUUGUUGCUGAAGAUAUUGAGAGUGAGGCAUUAGCCACUCUCAUUCUUAACAAACUCCGUGCUGGUAUCAAGGUCUGUGCCAUUAAAGCCCCUGGUUUUGGAGAGAACCGAAAGUCAAACUUGCAGGAUCUUGCAACUCUGACUGGAGGAGAGGUCAUAACCGAUGAACUUGGCAUGAAUCUUGAUAAAAUGGCACCAGAAAUGCUAGGGACUUGCAAAAGGGUUACAAUAUCAAAGGAUGACACAGUUAUUCUUGAUGGGGCUGGCGACAAAAAAGGAAUUGAAGAAAGAUGUGAACAGUUGAGGUCAUCGAUUGAAUUGAGCACUUCUGAUUAUGAUAAGGAGAAACUCCAAGAGAGAUUAGCAAAACUUUCUGGUGGUGUUGCUGUUUUGAAGAUUGGAGGAGCGAGUGAAGCUGAAGUUGGUGAGAAGAAGGAUAGAGUUACUGAUGCUCUAAAUGCUACAAAGGCUGCAGUUGAAGAAGGAAUUGUGCCAGGUGGUGGUGUUGCUCUUCUAUAUGCUUCAAAGGAGCUUGAUAAUCUUGUUACAGCUAAUUUUGAUCAGAAGAUUGGUGUUCAAAUAAUUCAAAAUGCUCUCAAGGCACCGGUGUACACAAUUGCUGCGAAUGCAGGAGUAGAGGGUGCUGUUGUUGUUGGGAAACUAUUGGAGCAAGAUAACCCCGACCUUGGAUAUGAUGCUGCUAAAGGUCAAUAUGUAGACAUGGUUAAGGAAGGAAUCAUUGACCCCCUGAAGGUGAUCAGGACGGCUUUAGUGGAUGCUGCAAGUGUGUCCUCUUUAUUGACUACAACAGAAGCUGUGAUUGUUGAACUUCCAAGGGAUGAGAAGGAGGCUCCGGCUAUGGGCCCAGGCAUGGGGGGCAUGGGUGACUAUUGAAGGAAAACGGGGUAAAAUUUAUAAUAUAUGGUGAAGCAUUUAUCAAACUGUACAAGUAAAUGAAUUCAAUUAGAUCACUGAUUUGAGCGAGGGAGCCAUUAGAGUUGAGUUUUGUUUAUUACGGAUUUGCUGCCAGCUUAGUUAUAAUACAUUUUGUAAUCAUUUUUGAUGAGAAUGCUUCGGAACUGAUCAUCAUUUUUCCUCUAAU
Lactuca virosa is the source of this 2141-nucleotide messenger RNA. The record is from the annotation of a GenBank genome assembly. NCBI's taxonomy places the organism in Eukaryota, Viridiplantae, Streptophyta, Magnoliopsida, Asterales, Asteraceae.